Molecule: messenger RNA, 1134 nt
Organism: Dicrocoelium dendriticum
Lineage: Eukaryota; Metazoa; Platyhelminthes; Trematoda; Plagiorchiida; Dicrocoeliidae
Source: the annotation of a GenBank genome assembly
AUGUCGUGCAUCAGGAAGUUGAAAGAUGACCAACAGCUAAUAAUUCAGUGCUUUACUAAAGAACACAGCACAUUCAGAAUUGUUUCCAGUACCUUGGAUGAAAUAUGUUGUAAAUUCUUGUGCGGUGGUUCUACUUUGGACAUAACAGGAAGCCUUCUUGGCACCUAUCCCCGCACUCCUCCUAUUUGGUUCUCCGAUUCCGAUGAUCCUUGUAUCACCCGAAUCUUCGAGCAACUACAGAAUACAGAUCCUGCCAAUUACACACUUGAUCGACAGGUGAAGAUAUUGGUCACACAAUUGUGCCGAUACAAAAACGUUCUCCACCCUCCGGAAUUAGCCACACUGUGCCCUGAUUUCCUACCUGAUCUGCCCCCACCCGACUCCAUUCCGACUUCAGAAUCCAGACCGGAAUUGAUGAGACCCGACAGUGACGCUGAUGACACUGGAUUUGAGGACGAGGAUGUACAAAUCAAUGAUCCAUUCGAUGACUCUGCCUCGUCCGAUGAUCGCCCCGAAUAUGACGGCAUUUCAACGCAUGACGCCGAACAGCUUGAGAAACUGAAGGCCACACGUCUCCAACUUUGCUCUGAGGGCGUGACCAAGGGAUCGAUUCAAUCUUCUGACCGACUAAUGAAGGAGUUAAGGGAAAUUUAUCGAUCAGACAGUUACAAACGAGGAAUUUUUACCGUAGAACUUCAGAAUGAUAAUCUCUAUGACUGGAAGGUGAAGCUGUACAAAGUGGACGAAGACAGUGGAUUGCAUUCCGAUUUGCUCGCUUUGAAGAGUGACCCGAAAUUCGAGGAUCAUAUAGGAAUGCAGUUUUUAUUCAAAGAAACCUAUCCGUUUGAACCGCCUUUCGUACGCAUCCUAUAUCCGGUUAUUGAGAAUGGUUACGUAUUAGCUGGUGGGGCGUUAUGCAUGGAGCUGUUUACCAAACAAGGUUGGUCCAGCGCUUAUGACAUCGAGUCGGUUAUCAUGCAACUGGCCGCCACAUUGGUCAAAGGACGCGGUCGCAUCAAUUUUACAGCUUCCAGCAGCCAGUACUCGCUCCGACGCGCCCAACUCUCCUACCGUGGUCUUGUACAAAUUCACGAGAAAAGUGGCUGGUACACUCCUCCACAAGCUGAUGGCUAA